ACCUUUAUUUUCAUUUGUUAAGUAAUAAAUCUAAAUAAAUAAAUUUAUUUCUAUGUAUCACAACUGUUGAAACCGAUACAAAUCGGUCAAUUAAUUGCAUUUAUACAUUAUUGUGUUGCAUAAUAGCUAUUAACAAGACUAAUGAAUUCCUCUAUAAGAUUAGCGCAGUUGCAGAACUCGUUAAGCAGCCUUCUGUCACCAGCAUUAGCCUCACAAAUACAUACAUCAACACCAUUAUGCCGAGUUGUGUCAGGAAAAUAUCGCAUAACCAAGAAAAGAGACAGGCCGCUUACGUACGAAAUGGCUAACCCCCCACACUAUAUAGCUCAUCGGAAGUCGUGGAAUUCUUGGAAUACAUCUAGUUUAAAGGAUGGGCUUAGAAGAUCUGAGACAGCUGUAGAAGAUGAAUUCAUUCGAAGAUUCAUGACUGGCACAUGGCAUGGUCUUGUUUGUAGUGAAGUAAUAAUAAAACGACAGUUUAAUCAUAUACGGGUGGCAGCAAUCAUACGAAGAGCUGUGUCUCCAACGAAAAUGUAUUUCCUACUUGGCUACACUGAGGAGCUGCUAGCCAACUGGCUUCAAUGUCCGGUGACACUUGAGAUACAAACUGUCGAAAGCUUCAAGGAUGUUGUCUUUAAAUAUAUUUAAUUAAUUAGUAAUUUUGUAGUGUAUAUGUAAAUAGAUAGU
Molecule: messenger RNA, 687 nt
Organism: Achroia grisella
Lineage: Eukaryota; Metazoa; Arthropoda; Insecta; Lepidoptera; Pyralidae
Gene: mRpS24
Product: small ribosomal subunit protein uS3m
Exons: 4
Coding region: 142-648 (168 amino acids)
Biological process (GO): translation
Cellular component (GO): mitochondrion
Source: RefSeq, a predicted model, not a curated record